CGGCGGCGCAGCUUGCAAACCAGGGUUGCCAGUGGGGAUGGCGGCGUUGGCGGCGACUGCGGCCCGGCUCUUGAGGCUGCGUGCGGCCGGGGCAGAAGGACAGUGGGGUCGGCUUCGAGGCGCGGGGCCGCAGGCAGCCUCGGCCGCUGGGGAUGCGGCGCAGAGGCGGCAUGUGGCUCACUUCACUUUCCAGCCCGACCCGGAGCCCCAGGAGUAUGGGCAAACUCAGAAAAUGAAUCUUUUCCAGGCGAUAACAAGCGCCUUGGAUAACUCAUUGGCUAAAGAUCCUACUGCAGUAAUAUUUGGUGAAGAUGUCGCCUUUGGCGGAGUCUUUAGAUGUACUGUUGGCUUGCGAGACAAAUAUGGAAAAGAUAGAGUUUUCAACACACCGUUGUGUGAACAAGGAAUCGUUGGGUUUGGAAUUGGGAUUGCAGUCACUGGGGCUACCGCCAUUGCAGAAAUUCAGUUUGCAGAUUAUAUUUUCCCUGCUUUUGAUCAGAUUGUUAAUGAAGCUGCCAAGUAUCGCUAUCGCUCUGGAGAUCUUUUUAAUUGUGGAAGCCUCACCAUCCGGGCCCCUUGGGGCUGUGUGGGCCACGGGGCUCUUUAUCAUUCUCAGAGUCCUGAAGCUUUUUUUGCUCACUGCCCAGGAAUCAAGGUGGUUGUACCCAGAAGCCCUUUCCAGGCCAAGGGACUUCUUUUGUCAUGCAUAGAGGAUAGAAAUCCUUGUAUAUUUUUUGAACCUAAAAUACUUUACAGGGCAGCAGUUGAACAGGUUCCUGUAGAACCUUACAACAUUCCCCUGUCCCAGGCCGAAGUCAUUCAGGAAGGGAGCGAUGUGACUCUAGUUGCCUGGGGUACUCAGGUUCACGUGAUCCGAGAGGUGGCUUCCAUGGCUCAAGAAAAGCUUGGAGUGUCUUGUGAAGUCAUUGAUCUGAGGACUAUACUACCCUGGGACGUGGAUACAAUUUGCAAGUCUGUGAUCAAGACAGGGCGACUGUUAAUCAGUCACGAGGCUCCCUUGACAGGCGGCUUUGCAUCGGAGAUCAGCUCUACAGUUCAGGAAGAAUGCUUCCUGAAUCUAGAGGCUCCUAUAUCAAGAGUAUGUGGGUAUGACACACCGUUCCCUCACAUUUUUGAGCCAUUCUACAUCCCAGACAAAUGGAAGUGCUAUGAUGCCCUUCGAAAAAUGAUCAACUAUUGACCGUAUUG
Messenger RNA from Nyctereutes procyonoides (raccoon dog), 1209 nucleotides. It is a transcript of the gene BCKDHB, whose product is annotated as branched chain keto acid dehydrogenase E1 subunit beta. Lineage: Eukaryota; Metazoa; Chordata; Mammalia; Carnivora; Canidae. The coding region runs from base 38 to 1201 and encodes 387 amino acids. The record is from RefSeq and is a predicted model, not a curated record. The transcript has 10 exons. Gene Ontology annotation, biological process: response to nutrient; branched-chain amino acid catabolic process. Gene Ontology annotation, molecular function: catalytic activity.